AUGAAGAAGUGUUUAAUAUGUGAACGUGAUUACGAUGGAACUCAGCAUAUGGGGUUAGAGGCUUGUAGAGCUUGCUCAGCUUUUUAUCGAAGAUGUAUUACCUCUAAUAAGAUUAAAUUCGUUUGUCGUAGGCGAUCCAACAAUUGUAUCCUGAAUACAAGUCGUAAGGAGAUGUGCCAGAAGUGCAGAUUCGACAAAUGCAAACAAGUUGGCUUAGAAGUUGGCUACGCUUCGCGAUUACGCCAUGGACAUCAUCAAGCUUCCACAGCUUCAUCAAAUUCGUCAUCUACAUCAUCUCCAAUACAAUGGCCGAAUGUGAUAGCUCAUGAAAAUAUAUCUUCGAAUAUUUCCUGUUUAACUCGCAUCAAUAACAGCUAUCAAAAAUUAUGCGAACGACGGCUUUCAUCAGAAAGAAUACUUAUUACAGUUUCCUCUGUUUCCAAAUCAAUAGAAAACGAGACUUAUUACGCUAUGUCUGCAAAUCAUAUAAGUGAAACCAUUCAUGCUCAGGUUCCUUCGAUUAUAGAGUUUCUGUCUGAAUCGUUUGACGAAUUCGCAAGCUGCAACAUGGAAGAGAAGUUACUCAUCCUCCAACCUACUCUUUGUGAGUUCUGGAUGUUUGACACUCUAAUAAGAACAAGCCAUUUAUGGAUUAAACAGAUAAGCUACCCAGAUAUAAAAAACUUUUUUUUCCUUUCUAUGAUGUACUAUGUGGAUAUGGACAAUUUGGUAACAUUAUUUGAUUCUAAGGCUCUUGCACAAAAAGAUAGCAAUGAAGUCCUGGGAAUCGCUGAAAGAUGGCUUGUUCAACAGAAAAACUUUAUAGAAGAACUGAUCGCCUUCAAUCUAACUUCUGAGGAAACCCUAUCAUUAUACGGUUUGCUCUUCUUCUCAAGAAUUACUAAUCUUCACUCGUCAAAGUUACAGAAUCUAGCUGAAGGCGUUAGAACUAACAUUUGCAAUAGCCUUCAUGACCUUUUAGUAAAUAAUUCGCCUAAAGGAAAUUACGCAAAACGGAUGUAUGAUCUGUUGAGUAUACUCAUUAAAACCAAAUCACUUUCUGACAGAGUAAAAGAGGAUGUUCACCUUUUAACACUUUUCAAUUUUUUCGAAGAAAGUACUUUCUUAACAAGCCUAGUACGAUGUAAUUCUUGA
Molecule: messenger RNA, 1155 nt
Organism: Auanema sp. JU1783
Lineage: Eukaryota; Metazoa; Nematoda; Chromadorea; Rhabditida; Rhabditidae
Source: the annotation of a GenBank genome assembly